This is a messenger RNA of Trichoplusia ni (cabbage looper), 2100 nucleotides long. RefSeq lists its product as uncharacterized. The transcript has 3 exons. Bases 1 to 2100 code for a protein of 699 amino acids. The record is from RefSeq and is a predicted model, not a curated record. NCBI's taxonomy places the organism in Eukaryota, Metazoa, Arthropoda, Insecta, Lepidoptera, Noctuidae.
AUGCUGAUGCUAAUCCUGACCCUAAUGCUGCUGCUAAUCCUGACCCUAAUGCUGCUGCUAGUCCUGACCCUAAUGCUGCUGCUAGUCCUGCCGCCGUGGCACCUGGGGGUGAUGCAGAUACUCAAGAAGCAGGACCCUCUCCGGUGGUGGAAGAGACUACCACCCCUAGCGUUAUUACUGGACAGUGGAUUGCUGUCCAGAGCAGCCUCUCCAGUGGACCCAGGAGAGAGGGCCCAGGAGCUGAAGGUGGAACCGGUGCAGCAGCCGGGAGUCAGGCGUGGUGCAGCCGACUCGUGCCAGGUGUGUAGACACCGCCACCAUUCUUUGCUGCACCCAAGCGGUGCAUCUGGGUCCAAUAUUGGUGAAGAUGGGAGUACGAUUCACGAGGCAUCAUCAGUCGCUUCAACGUCGGCGAAGGAUGAGAUUAAAAAUUGUAAUGCUGUAGUGACCGCGCAAGCGGAGGGAUCGAGCAAGUCAAUGGUAUCGUGCCUUUCGACAGGGACUAGCCGUAAAACGGUGUUAUUAACUACCGCUUUGAUCAAAGCGGAGUCGAAAGACGGUUCAUAUAGGGUGGUUAGGGCUUUACUCGAUCAAGGAUCACAAGGUUCGUUUGUGACAGAAUCUACAGUCCAGUAUUUGGGAUUAGAUAAAACACCUUCGGAGCAAGUUGAGAUAGGUGUAGGUGGGGACAAGAGUGCUACGGCCAAGUCCAGUGUGACUCUCACAUUGAGGUCUAGAAUAGACCCCAGUGACGUCAUUAGGGUUAAUGCAUUCGUCCUGAAGUCGGUCUCAACUGUUCUCCCAGCUGCAAAGGUAGCCAGGGUAGAAUGGGUAGAUUUGACUGAUGAUGACUUGGCUGAUCCAGAAUAUUACAGGCCUAAUAAAAUUGAUGUUUUAUUAGGUGCUGAAGUCUACAGCCAGGUCAUCCAGGAGGGUAUUAAAAAGAAUAUAACUGGGUCAUUAUUAGCUCAGAAUACUAAAUUAGGGUGGAUAUUGUCAGGUACCUUUGACGUCGACCAGACAAUAAAUUCAUCACACAUUACCGUUAUGCAUUCAAGUCUUGUAGAAGAUGACAUGCUUAAAAAAAUAUAUGAACUAGAAGCAGAACCUCCUAGAAAGAAAAUGCUUAAGGAGGAAGAAAAUAAAUGCGUGAAGUUAUUUGCAGCUACGACGGAACGCGACAGUAAUGGUAGAUACAUUGUAAGACUACCAUUGCGUAAUGUGGACCCGGCUUGUGCGGUUGGUGAGACCAGGAGCAUUGCUGAAAAAAGAUUCAAAGGUUUGGAAGUAAAAUUUAAGAAAAACGAAAAACUUAAAGAAGAAUAUGGGAAAGUAAUAAAAGAGUAUUUACAGUUGAAUCACAUGACAAAAGUACCAGAAGUAGAUUAUAAUAAUGAAAAGGCAAUCUAUUUACCUCACCACGCCGUUGUCCGGGAGGAUAAAGAAACAUCAAAGGCUCGCGUCGUAUUCGAUGCCUCCUGCAAAGGAUCGAAGGGAAUGUCACUGAAUGACAACAUGUUAGUAGGCCCUACCUUGCAGGCAGAUCUCCGCCAUACAAUUAUACGAUGGAGAACGCAUCACAUAUGGUUUGUAGCAGACAUUGUGAAAAUGUAUCGUCAAGUUCUGGUACACAAGAAGGAUACAAUACUACAAGGUAUUCUCUGGCGCGAUGAUCCUGAAAAAGAAAUUAAUAAAUAUCAAUUGAAAACUGUUACCUUCGUUACUGCGUCGACUCUAUUUCUGGCUGUACGGGGUCUUCAACAGCUGGCUUACGAUGAAUGUCGUGCUGAACCUGGAAUGUCUAAGAUAAUUUUAGAAGACUUCUACAUGGAUGAUGUAAUGACAGGAGCUGAAAAUAUAGAAGACUGUUUCAAAAUAUACAAGAAACUAAAAGAAAUAUUAAUAAAGGGUGGUUUUCCACUACAAAAACGGAAGAGUAACAGUCAAAAGCUGUUAAAUGGAACUGUGGAUGGAAAAGAAACUACAGAGGAAUUAAAGAUACGAAUAGAUAAUACUACAAAAAAUUGGGACUUAUCUGGAACUGGAACGAAGAUGUCUUCCAGUACACUGUGGAUCUUCGAUCGCCGGCAGCACCUGUAA